ACAAACAAUACUCAAUGUACAGAUAAAAAUAAUACAACCCAAAACAAUAUGCAGCAAUCCAAUGUCUGUGCUACUCCAUCGUGUUCUUCAAAAGUGGUCAUACUCAGUGAUGUUCCCUAUCACGGUGAUUUGUUAAGUCAUAAAAAACGACAGAACAAGGCGUCAAAAGACCCAAAGAAAUAUAAACGCAAUAUUAAUAAAGAAUUACGGAUGAAAGGUGAAAAUUAUUUGGGAUACAGAAGAGACAGAAAAGCAAAGAUUAAUGAAACAUUUAAAGUGAAACAAGACGUAUUUAAGCCUGCAAGAUCCAUGAAACCACCGUGCACUUCUGAGUUUUGCAAGAAAUCUAAACUCAGGUCAUGUGACAACAUAAAUGAAGAACAGCGGAAACAUUUGUUUGAAAAUUUCUGGCAGAAUAUGAACUGGGAGCAGCGAAGAUCAUUUAUAACUUCACACGUUAACAAAAUACCAAAGAAAAUUACUAAAAAUCCAGAAUCAUCCAAAAGAACUGAUAGUCGAACUUACGUUUUGACGAUUGAUAACGUACGUCACCAAGUCUGCAAAAAAAUGUUCUUGGCCACUCUUAGAAUUAAAGAUUGGUUUAUCAGAUAUUGGUUGACAAAAACCGAUUGUGCUAUGCCUCCCGAUUCAUCUACUUCAACCAGUAAUCGCAGAAAUCCAGAGAAAAUUGAAGACCACAAAUAUAUUGAAAAGUUUUUAGCAGAUCUUCCAAAGAUGCCGUCGCAUUACUGUCGUGCUAAAACAUCACGAGAAUAUUUAGAACCAGUUUUCACGAACAUGACACAGCUUUAUAAGACAUAUAAAGAGAAUUGUGAAUUAGAGGGUAGAGAAUGCCCUGGCCGUAAAUUAUUUGACAAAAUAUUUUUGAAACUCAAUCUGAGCCUAUUCCACCCAAAGAAAGAUCAAUGCGAUGUUUGUUGCAGUCAUAAAACUGGAAACAUUACGGAUGAAGAACACGCUGAACAUGUUCUGAAGAAUGAUCGAGCUAGGAAAGAGAAAAAUACUGACAAAGGAAUUGCACAGUCCGGAGCUUGUCACGUGUUCACACAGGAUGUUGAAUCGGUAAAAUUGGCCCCGUAUCUUCAAGCUAGUGCAGUUUACUAUAAAACUAAAUUAUGCGUCCAUAAUUUUACACUAUACAAUAUAGCAACUAAGGAAGUAAUGUGUUAUUGGUUCGAUGAGUCAAAUAGCACGCUUGAAGCCUCUGUGUUUGCUUCAUGCUUAGUAGACCAUUUAGAGAAGGUUUUGAGUCAGAAAUUAUUGCCUUACGUUUAGCGAUUGAAAAAAAUAUUGUGAUUACUCAAAAGUAUCUGGAAAAAGGCCAUACUCACAUGGAAUGUGACUCGGUACACAGUGCAAUAGAGUGCAAAUUAAAAGGUAAAGAAAUUUUCCUUCCACAACAAUACAUGGCAAUAAGUAAAAUUGCUAGGAGUGAUCCUAUGCCUUACGAAGCUCGUUAUUUGGACUAUAACUUUUUCACAGACUUUUCGAAAGAAUUGAUUUAUAAAUCUAUACGUCCUGGUAAAAAAACAGGUGACCCAGUCGUCACAGAUAUACGUAUGCUACAAUACAGACCAAAUGGCACAAUUUGGUACAAAGUUGAUUUUGAUAACGAGCUACAGCCGUUACCACAUCGUCCCACGCCAAUUAACAACAUUAAACAAAUAAAUGGCCUGCAGAUAUCUUCUUAUAAUAUUAAAUAUAUUUCUAUCUUGAAAUCAGUAUUAGUGUGAUACAAAAUAUUCCGUUAAAAUACUUUCAUGUGCAGUUGUUAGGAUAGAGGGAACCUGUAAACAGAGUCUGAAUAAGAGGCUGGUAAAUGUUACGUAACCUGAUAGUCUAUAUUGGAACUACUGAACAAGCGGCCCAUUUACUGUUUUAAUUAGUACGAAUUUUUAUCACCAGCUGGCGAGAUUUAUCUGAUGGACAUUUGAAUAUUUUGAUUGGCCUUUAAAAAAUGCAUGGCUCAGUCAUCAACACCUGGACUCGAAGCAGAUGCAGGAGUGACCCCAGAAGCUGUACCUGGAGCUACCCUCCAAGCGAUCCCAGAAGCUGCCCCCAAGCGGGUUUGGAAGAUGCCCUCGAAGAGAUCCCGGAAGCGGUCCCAGAAGCGUCCUCUAUUGCGAUGUGUCAUCAUUGCAGGAGAACAACGAGUUGGGCAUAAGUGACGCCGACGUGGAUGGCAACGAAUUGUCCGAUUUUUGCCCAGAUUAUAUAUAUAUUAUCUGAGAUAAUUGAGUUCAGUUCCUCCAUAAUACCGAACGGCUUGGGGCAUUAUCUUGCCUAUACUAAUUCAGUAAACGAUAGAUGGGUACAACUAAAUGACUUGGAACCACCUCCAAAGAUUUUAGGAUCUAAGUAACCUAGUGUAAGAAUA
Chrysoperla carnea is the source of this 2398-nucleotide messenger RNA. RefSeq lists its product as uncharacterized. The coding region runs from base 49 to 1296 and encodes 415 amino acids. The record is from RefSeq and is a predicted model, not a curated record. NCBI's taxonomy places the organism in Eukaryota, Metazoa, Arthropoda, Insecta, Neuroptera, Chrysopidae. The transcript is spliced from 4 exons.